AUGGAUUCGGUCGAAAAGACAAUCGAGACAGCAUGUGCCGAUGGUAGCAUACCCGGUGUUGUGCUCGCCGCGGCCAAUAAAAUGGGAAAGUUUACCUACACUAAAGGAUUCGGGCUUCGAUCAUUAAAAGCAGGCGAGGGGGCUGCCUGCUCGCCCGAUACAAUAAUGUUGCUGUUUAGCGGCACUAAGCUCGUCACCACGAUUGCAGCUUUACAGUUGGUGGAAAAGGGUCAAAUCAGCCUCGAUAGCAACGUGGGGGACGUUCUUCCAGAGCUUGCCCAGCUUCAGGUCCUGAAGGAGAUGAAGGACGGAAAACCAGUGUUUGAGAAAAGAAAUGGACCUAUCACUCUACGCCAGCUCCUAAGUCAUUCCUCUGGCGUCGUUUAUCCCUUUAUGUCGCCGCUCUUAAAGGAAUACUAUCAAUCUCUGGGUCUGCCUAUCCUGGCCGCCGCGAAGACAGUAGUAGAGAGCUUCAAUGCUCCUCUUGAAUUCCAGCCGGGGACUUCAUGGAACUAUGGUACAGGCAUCGACUGGGCUGGUCUGCUGAUUGCCCGGAUUGCCAAGAUAGAUCUGGAAAUCUAUUUCCAACGGCAUAUCUUCGAACCGCUUGGGAUUUCUGACGCCACCUUUUGGCCGGAUCGACAUCCAGAGAUCAAGGCACGGCUAGCUGGCCUGUCAAUUCGAGACCCAUCGGUUGCUGAUGGGGCUGGAAAAGCGAUUGCAUUCGAGGGACCGAACAGACACGCCGUUGCUCAGGAAGAAAUGGGUGGCCAAGGACUCUAUACUUCUGCGCCUUCGUAUCUGAAGAUCCUGCGGAGUUUGCUGGAUGAUGACGAGGUCCUCUUGAAGAAAUCGACCUGCGCUUUGAUGUUCGAGCCACAGCUGAGUGACCAGAGCCAGGAAGCACUCCAAGCGGUUUACAGAUCAGAACCUAAAGGAGGACCAUGCGCCAUUGGAACGUUUCCUCCCAACGUCCGCUAUGAUUGGGGUUUGGGAGGCGUAUUGACUAUGCAAGACGUCAAUGAGAAGGAGGUGUCUUGGAGGAAGAAGGGUUACCUCAAUUGGAGCGGUGUGCCAAAUUUCUUCUGGUUCCUGGACAGGAAGGCCGGCGUAUGCGGCGUCUUCGGCGCGCAGUUGAUGCCUGGAGGAGAUUUUCGGUGCAGGAAAUUAAUUACAGCAUUUGAGAAAGCAGUCUUUGAGGAAGCUGCUUUUGAAAAUAGUGGUCAUUUGUGA
Cladophialophora bantiana CBS 173.52 is the source of this 1233-nucleotide messenger RNA. RefSeq lists its product as uncharacterized. Bases 1 to 1233 code for a protein of 410 amino acids. The record is from RefSeq and is a predicted model, not a curated record. The transcript has 3 exons. NCBI's taxonomy places the organism in Eukaryota, Fungi, Ascomycota, Eurotiomycetes, Chaetothyriales, Herpotrichiellaceae.